Molecule: messenger RNA, 1733 nt
Organism: Spea bombifrons (plains spadefoot toad)
Lineage: Eukaryota; Metazoa; Chordata; Amphibia; Anura; Pelobatidae
Gene: WDR86
Product: WD repeat domain 86
Exons: 7
Coding region: 369-1613 (414 amino acids)
Molecular function (GO): protein binding
Source: RefSeq, a predicted model, not a curated record
CUCACCCUCAGCCGGGAUCCAGGGAUCAGGGGCCACAUCCUGUGUGCCGCUGGGAGGGCCGGGAGGGCCGGGACUCAUUAACCAGCCAGGACCAGCUGCAGGGAAGCCCAGCAGGACUACUGAAGACAGAUUUUGGUGGCUGAGCUGCAAUGGAGAGGAGAAGAGCCAACAGGGACCUGGGGUCUGAUACCCCCUAAUACCAGGACAGGGGGACCCCCAAUCUGCCUUCUUCUAUGGAGGGGGGAGAAGGGGCAAGAAGAUGAAGCAGACCCUGUCUGUGAAGGUUCUAUAGCCCAUUUUUUGAACGCAAGCGCGAUGUAGAAGGGCGAGGAAGAAGAGGUUUCUCUGGCUGCUGAGCGGGAAACCCCAUGAGUCCACCCCCUGCUGCCAUCGCCCAUGCUGGGCUCCGGAGAAUGGGGAGCACGGGCUCCACGUGUAGCUCGCCCACCUCUUUGGUCAAAGUAUGCGCCGAUCACAAGGGGGGAAUUAAUUGGUUGAGUUUGAGCCCCGAUGGGCGCCACCUGCUGACCGCGAGCGAGGACUGCACCGCUCGAGUUUGGAGAACAUCGGACCAUCAGUGCUGUAGGCUGCUGCAAGGACACGGCAGCUACAUAACGUUCUGUCACCUGGAGAACGAGACGGCGUUUACCUGCAGCGCUGAUCACACGGUGAGGAAGUGGGAGGUAUCCACAGGCCUGUGUCUGGCUGUUUAUACCGGACACACGUCAAUCGUCAACAGGAUCCUGGUCGUCAAAGACUAUGUAUUCAGCGGAUCUUAUGACCGGACAGCUCGCUGCUGGGACAUAGAGACCGCCAGGCAGUUACAGGUGUUCCAAGGCCAUCGCAACUGCAUCCUGAGCCUGGCGCAUUUUUCAUCCGAUGACAUCUUGGACGAGUCGGACAUGGAAGGCAACGAGGUGAAAGAAUUUAUCGUGACGGGGAGCACGGACUGUACGGUUAAAAUCUGGGAAGCGUCCAGUGGGUGUUGUUAUCAGACGUUACGGGGACAUUCAGGAGCCAUAAUGUGCAUCGUGCUGGAUACCCCAAACAGUGAGCUGUUCUCUGGAAGCAUGGACCAUACCAUUCGGAGGUGGAACAUGGCAACCGGCCACCAAUUAAAAGUGUACAAAGGACAUCAAGGAUCUAUUAUAUGCCUGGAGAUGGUUGGGCGACACUUGUAUUCAGGAAGUGCGGACAGGACGGUGAAGAGUUGGUUAGCAGAUACCGGAGAAUGCAUGCGCACGUACAAGACCCAUAAGCACACCGUCAGCACCUUGAAAUAUUACGGGGGAAUCUUAUUCACUGGAAGCGGCGACGCGUGCGCCCGAGCAUUUAACACAAGGUCCGGAACCCUUCAAAGAGUUUUCCAAGGACAUACCUUCAUCGUCAACUCUAUCCAGGUAGACAACAAUUUCCUCUACACCGCUUCUCACGACGGAACGCUCAGAGUGUGGGACAUCCGAGGCAGCUGCGAACAUCACAAGGUCCACAAGAAGAAGCAGUCCAUUCGCAGCAGCAACUCUCAGAAAGGAAGCCUGUCCCACAUCUUCCACAACAAAGUCGGCUGCGUAAUGGACCUAAACGGGGGUUGUGACCCUAUUGAGAUCGUGUGAGGCCACAACCUGGAAGCCGGAACACGAUAACGGGAGCCGUGACCCUAAAGAGUUGGUCCGAAGUCACAGAAAAACCUCACACCGGUGCCUGGACAACUGCUAAUUUUAAUGGAGAUGUUC